GGGUUCAGAGAACCUGCGGAGGAAAGGACCACCUAUCAUUUCCAGAGAUUUAAAUUUGGAAGGAGAGGAGCAGCUUAUAGUGCCUCCAAGGCAAGGGAUGAUGGCAGCAUAGGGUUGAGGAGAAAAGGGGUCACACUUCAUUAACAAGAAAAUAAGAUCCCAGUCCUGUACAGAAAGAGGGGAGAAAAUACAGCAUCAAUAGCAGCUGAUGGAGGCAUAUGUCUCAGAGGGGACAACCACCACAACAAGGAGGCAGAAUACAGCUCUCAAAACACCACUACCUCCUCACCUACCCUAGUCCCGCCCUCUUGAACUAGCUCCUCCCUGAACGAUCCUCCCCUCCCAGCUCUUGCAAGCACCCAGCUCAUCGCCUGCCUAUCCUGCUUACACACAGACUCACCGAAAAGGAAGCUGCGAGGUGUCCGAUUUGCACACGUGAAGCCUGAGAUCCGGGCGGUGAACGCCAGGAAAGGAAAGGCCAUUGACAUGAAAACCCCCAACUCACAGGAGGCUGAAGGGCAGCAAACCAGGGCUGUUGCAGGAAAGGCCACUGGGUCUGCAAACAUGAUGAAGAAAAAAGCCUCCCAAAAGAAGCAGAGAGGCAGACCUUCCUCCCAGCCCCGCAGGAACAUUGUGGGCUGCAGAAUUUCACAUGGAUGGAAGGAAGGUGAUGAACCCAUCACUCAGUGGAAAGGAACCGUUCUGGAUCAGGUGCCUAUAAAUCCUUCUCUUUAUCUGGUGAAAUAUGAUGGAAUUGACUGUGUCUAUGGACUGGAACUUCGCAGAGAUGAAAGAGUUUUGUCUCUUAAAAUUCUUUCUGACAGGGUGGCAUCAACUCAAGUCAGUGAUGCAAACCUUGCAAAUACCAUAAUUGGUAAAGCUGUGGAACAUAUGUUUGAGGAUGAGCAUGGUUCUAAGGAUGAAUGGAGAGGAAUGGUCUUAGCCCAAGCACCGAUCAUGAAAGCCUGGUUUUACAUUACCUAUGAGAAAGAUCCUGUCUUGUACAUGUACCAACUUCUAGAUGAUUAUAAAGAAGGAGACCUCCGUAUCAUGCCAGAGUCCAGUGAGUCUCCUCUUGCAGAAAGGGAGCCAGGAGGAGUUGUAGAUGGUCUGAUAGGUAAACAUGUGGAAUAUACCAAAGAAGAUGGCUCCAAACGAAUCGGAAUGGUCAUUCACCAAGUGGAAGCCAAACCCUCUGUGUAUUUCAUCAAGUUUGAUGAUGAUUUCCAUAUCUAUGUCUAUGAUUUGGUGAAAAAGUCCUAACUGUCAGGAUGAACUUUGCCACGUUUGUGAAAACAAAUGUGUACUUUGUAGACAUGCAAGAUGAUGUUACUUUUCAGUGUAUUGAAAACUUUAGGGUCCAUGUUGAUUCAACAUCUUUGCCAGCAUAACUAUUGUCUUGUUCUAAGAAAUACAAAUGUAUGUAGUCAUGACAUGCUGUGUGUAAGGAAUUUGUCAUGUUGAAAAGGUUGGGUGUGUUUGGUGGAUGGAACAUGAAAGGAAGGAGCAGCUGUAAAUUCAGGCUGUGAAUAAAUUUCAGCUAGUAUCAUAAUCAGUCAAAUAAACAUGGAAUAGGACUUAGCUGGUUUGGGUUAGGGAGAGGAGAGGAGAAUGAACUAGAGAUGGGCUGUGGGGAAAAGGGAAAGGGAAGGUGGCUGCUUAAGAAAGGAGGUGGGAAGGGACUGGAAAUGGAGAGGCUCCUAAGGGGAGGGAUGACCUAAGAGUGGGAGGCAGCUAACUGGAAGAGGGUGAAGAAUAACAGAGGGAGAGUGAAAUCUUGGGGCUGAGAGGAAAAUGGACAGGAUAAAUUGAGUAAGGAGGGACACAAAGGCGUUUAGAAGAGGUGCAGAGCAAUGGAGAGAAAGACAAAGUUGGCAGAGAUCUGAGGAGAGGCUAGAGGGAUACUCCAGAAGGGAAGGGACACUGAGGAAGGAGGAAUUCUAAGAAGGAAGACUGACAGAGGGAGUGAGAAUAGAGAAAAGGGGGUAUGAGGUGUGGAGCCGAUGAGAGACGGAAAGACCCAAGAAAACCAGGCCCUCUGGCAGUAUCCAAGUUGCCCUCCCUAGCUCUGUGCACAAAGGAUGUGGCAACAAACAAACCACAUGUUUGGAGCCUCCCUAGAGGGGAAUUUUGACAGGACUGUCUCAAGAGUUAAGCAGGAACCAAGUUUAUACUUAAAAGACUUUUAUUAUGUCAGGGACAUCAUGCCUCAUCUGCUGAGCAGAGCCCAGCCCUCAGCUUAAACACACUGCAUGGUGCUCCAUAGCAGGGGUCUGUGGGCAGUUUCCUCAUAUUUUCCAGAGGACCCCGGGGCAGUAAAUCUCAGACCUGAAGUUCUUGGUUCACUUCCCCUACACUGAAUAAAUGGUUUUUUUCAGGAAUGAGUUAGUGGAGUUCUCAGAACAUAAGAGAUGUGACACCUUGCAUUUGGAAAGCAUUUUAUCCAGAAAAAUGGAAACUUGCUUGACCCAGAUACUGCACUCAUCUCACUGUUCUUCAUCCUCCAGGGCUAGGCUUUGCCUCCUUACAGAAGAGAGGCAACAAAGGAUUGAGUUUAAUGUUUCUCUCCAGGUCAUGGGGAUUACUUGACUCUCCAUCUCUCAGCCCCUGCCUGAAACCACAGGUAUCCCGCCCCUGUCCCCCCAGCCUGUGUUUCACCAGGUGGAUGUCUGCUGCCUCCAGAAACCCCAUUCUGGCAAUAUCCCAACAAAACCAGUGCCUACUGACCCUUCACAGGUACCUCCUGACUAGUCUUGCCCACUUCAAGCACACAGGGAACUGUGCUGGAAAUGUGUGCAGUUCUAUUUCCAGGUGAGAUAGGUGGCAUGGGCAGUUGAAUGGGGAGAUGUGACUUUGUAUAACUAAGUCCUUUGACUGUAUCGCGCCACAUAAGUGAUUGGUGGGAAGCGGGUGUGGUAACUCCCAAUAAAUUCCCUUUGAAGUA
Molecule: messenger RNA, 2944 nt
Organism: Odocoileus virginianus texanus
Lineage: Eukaryota; Metazoa; Chordata; Mammalia; Artiodactyla; Cervidae
Product: spindlin-2
Biological process (GO): gamete generation; regulation of DNA-templated transcription
Cellular component (GO): cytosol; nucleoplasm
Source: RefSeq, a predicted model, not a curated record